Molecule: messenger RNA, 7202 nt
Organism: Ahaetulla prasina
Lineage: Eukaryota; Metazoa; Chordata; Lepidosauria; Squamata; Colubridae
Gene: C1H15orf62
Product: chromosome 1 C15orf62 homolog
Exons: 2
Coding region: 4194-4724 (176 amino acids)
Source: RefSeq, a predicted model, not a curated record
AAGAAGUGACUGCAGUCAGUUUCAGAAGCUCCAUUAGGUCUUUCAUACAUAAUUAUGUUAUUCUAGAUGAACUACUGAAAGCAUCACCAUCACCACACAAGAGUACCUUUCAAAUGUCUAUAGAAAUACAGAAUUUACAGUUAGCACAGCUAUAUUACUACUAAUUAUUGUAUACUGGCAAUUUAAUUGCCUCUCAGCAUGAAAUAUUCUUAGCAUUUUCAGCUGAGCUUAGUUUUUAUAGAUAUUAAAAUUACUCUUUACAAACAAAAGAAACUUUGCACAGUACAUAGCAUUAUUCAGGCUGGAAAGUGCUAAAAAGAAAAAUGUUUUAUAUUUAUAUUUUAUAUCCCAAUAUGCUUAAUAGUCAUAUAAAUUAUUCAAAAUUAAGUAGCUUAAGAUCCCACAUAUUAAAACAUGGCUUAGAACAAAUUAUUAUAGAUUAUGUUCUAAAGAUUCUAUUUACUAGGUAUAUUUCUUUUUAGAAAAGCUUACAAUUGGUCUACAGAACUGGUUUGUUAAAGCAUUGUCGUAUUUGUUGAAUGUACAGUCCUUGAUCAUCUACAUUUCUUCAGUAACCAUUUGAAGUUAAGCAUUGAACAAAUGGUGGCUAUAAGCAGUCCUCAAGAGUUUUGCCAUCCCAGAACCCCCAUGGUCAUAUGGGCACUGGGCAACCUGUUCACAUUUAGAACUGGUUGCCAAGCAUCAACUGAUACACUUUGAAACUUUUCUUGCCAGCUUCCUCAGAAAGAGCCUCCCAACCUGUGGUGCUCCUCUCAGACACCAUCCCUGACCUUCCCUCACCUGCACAGCAGCCCUUGCACACUCCCUGAUCCAUGUGGUGCUCCUCGUGUACCCUGCCUGACUCAUGGAACUUCUCAUGCACCUUAACUAUUUUCCCUGAGCAGCGUCUCUUGCACAUCCCCUCGCUCCCUCCCCCACCCAGCAGAAACCACUUACCAGCCUGCUGGUUUGGAACUUGCAGAGUCCCCCACCAAUUUUGGAUGUGGGAAGCAGGCAAGAAGUUGCCUUGCCUAAACUGUGGGAAUCAGUUAAAAUCAGCAACCGAGAUUGCAGGGAUUGUGGUCACUAAGCAAUGUAGUCGCAUUUUAAGACUGCAUUACUUGGUGAUGGAAAGUCCAGUCUCCAUUGCCAUCAUAAGUCAAACCAAUCUGUUUGUAUGCCUCCAAGUCUGAAAAGUUUUUGGAGCAUUUCUGAGGUAGCUGUAGAAAAGAAACACCCAGCUGAGAGGGCAAUACAAUAUGAAACUAUAGUCUAAAAUUAGUGCUUCUCAAACCUUUGUGGCUUUUAAAGCAUGUGGACUUCAACUCUCAGAACUAAUAUCCACAAAUCUUAAUACUGCUAAAGUUGAGAAAGACAAAUUACCCAUAGAAACUUUGGCACAUUUGGAAAUUAUGGGAUGGGAGAGUCAAGGCUAUAUUCUGUUUCCUUUCAGAAAUUUUGGAGACACCCUGUAGUUAUAGAGCCAGUUUGGGCUAGUGGUUAAGGCACCAGGUUAGAUACCAGAGGACCAUGAGUUCUAAUCCUGCCUUAGGCAUAAAAACUGGCUGGGUGACUGGUCUCUCUCCCUCUCUCCCUCUCACACACACACCCCUCUCACAGGGUGGUUGCGGUGGAAAAAAUAGGAGUAGGGAGGUGUAUGAAGUAUGUAUGCCAUCCUAAGUUAUUUAUAAAGAUAAUAAUGGCGGGAUGUAAAAAAAUUAAUACAAGGGAAUGGACUCUAUUUCUUGGCAAAUGUACAACCACUGCCUUUCACAAAAUUAGGAUACUAGGCACAUCCUCAUUAAGACUAUAAAAAAAACCCCAACAAAAAUGAAAACAAGUUUGAAUAAUCUAAUUUGCUCUAAUCCACAAAAAGGACUUUUGGUUUUACUUUUGGACUGGGUCUGGAGUGUGGUACAAAUGAAGUGCCACUGAAUAAACCGAAAGGAUAAAAGAAGGAAACAAAAUGCCAAAAUAGGUCUAACAUGGCUAUCGAAAGCAAUUUGCCUUAAAGCUCAUAUAUUUAUUUAAAACGCUGUGAGAUUGUAUACUUGUUUUGCUUUAACUCUGCUAGCACUUUAGAAAUGUCACGCUGGCGUAAAUAUCUUACAUUUAGAUUAGUUUUCUUCUAUGAUGGAACACAUUACAAGAAAUAGGAUUGACAGAUUAAAUCAUAUAUUUUUAGGAUUAAGAAGAUUAAGGCAGGAAGCCUAAUAUAACAGAUAAUAAUGAUUUAAAUGAUACUUUGCAAGCAGUGAUUUUCUCAAUAUCAGAUGCUAUGCAAAAACACAGCAGUAAAUGGCUAUCACAUAUUGUCCAAAGGCAUCUACCUGGCCUCUCUUGCAGAGUGAAGCUGACCUAUCUUUAAAGAUAGGUGAAGUUCUUUAUUGUCUCAUCAUCUACACAUGCUAUAUAAGCGAAAGUAUACAUAUAUAGUGUUGUAAGAAUUUUUUUUAAAUUAUCUGGCCAAUCAGAUUAAUUGGAAAGGUCUAUCUAUACAGAGAAGCAAUUGGAUUGUAUCAGUUCCAAAUUUACUUACAUGGCCUUGUAAGAAAGUAUUGCUAUAGAAAUUAUAAAGUGAAGAAGUGUGAGUAGGCUUGCAGGCUUCUACAUCUGUCAGUAAUGGGAUUAUGGGUUUCAGAAUGUUGAUUUUAUUGUUUCAUUGAAUAUUGAUUUAGGAAAUGUUAAUGCAGGAACAAGAUUGAAAGAUAUUGGUACAAUUUAUCUUGUCCUUGUUAUCUAAAGCAGCAGCUAUAAUAUUCAUAUAAAGAGAAACUUUAUAUGAAUAUUUAUAACAGCCAUUUUAGCUAUGAUAAAUGAAAGUGAUAUUCACUUGUUAAAUUUAACGUACUGAAUCCUCUGCUCCUACAGCUAUUAAGAAACUGAAUUAGUACUUCCUAUUAUACUGCAGUAACACAAAGUUUCUCCUGGCUCCAAGGAAAUUAGACUUUUUUAUACAACACUACACUGCAGACACUCCUGCUUUUACUUUGACUGUAGCACAGCAAGUUUCAUAGAUAAGCAGGAACUGAAACAGACUUCAGGGUACCUCUACCCAAAUAUCAGCUAGUAUAUCAUACUGACUCACAUUAGGAUGUCUGGAAAAAUAUUUCUGCAUAAGUUAAUGAAGGCAAGAUUGAUUACAGGAACAGAAAAAGAAAUUAGAAUUUAUCUUCCUAAUAGGUCAAAAAUGUUGAUUCAAGUCUUAUUUUGAUUAAUGUUGACAAUAAAAGGAGGAUGAAAAAAUAACCUUUUAGGAAAAUAAACUAAUAUUCUUACAAAAAGGGUAAUAUUAAAAACAGCCAUGUAAUCAGAGGAAAGGAAAUACUUGAAGAAAUAGCUGAAAAAUUGUUAUAGAAUCUACAAAAAAAAUUGCUUUUUAAUUCCACAAAGAUAAGAUCAAGUUCAACUGAGAAGCAAAAGCAUUAGAUGAAAACAUGGGCUAAGACAAUUUAAAAUAUCUCAGGCCAUCAAUUUUUUUCUAACCAUUUGCCAUGUUAUUUGAUACAAGUCACCAGCGCUAGAAUUCUGUGUUUUAUUGCGCUAUCCUCAUUUCAAUACAGGGGAAGGAAAGGGAGGAAGAGACAUUCUAUUUGAAACCAUAUGUGGCAUUACAUAAAUCUCUUGUAUUUGGAGCUUGGCCAACAGAACUAAAUUUGCUAGAUCCUUUUUUAUUUCCUUAUCUGUACCUUCUUCCAGUAACACUCCCGAAGAAUAAAAAUUUGUGGUUCCAAGUUUCCACAGAAGCUGUAGUUCCUCUUGAGGUAAAGUAAUGUGGGCUGAUGCUUCAGAGUCAUACACACCUAUUUCCUGCAACCUAGGCAAUUAGGUAAUAGUAUAAAUCCCAGUUUCUGAUGUGACUGAGUCAGCAAGGGCUUGGCACGGAACACACACAAAGGAAUUACCACCCACAGAACAUAUGAGUGGCUGAGCCAGAAGUGAAAAGUAGGUGCUGAAGAAAGGGUGCUUGAAACAAAGAAAACUGAAAAUAUGCUAUGAUCUUUCAAUGACUGCCAGGGAAUAAAACCACAAUGUGCACUGAACUGGAUGGGCUUCCUUUUGUGUUCCCACUUGGCUGCUUCUCUAUUGGUUCAUCUCACUCAAACAAGAAAGAAGUUCUCUACUCCAGGAGCCUCAGUUUACCUGAAGACUAUUGAUUAGUUAGCAAACAUCACUUUACUGCUUCUCUCAAUAUGGACACAUGGCGGAGAGGAUCUAUUAGGUCUUCAGGUUUCUUCAAGCGGCUCUCAUUCAGGAGGAACAAGAAAUUGGGCAACCAGGCUAUUAUCUUGAACCAGAACAGCCAAACAUUAGACUCCAAUGAACAGUAUGACAAAAAGAGAUUCCUAAGAAAUUUCAAAGAAAACCCAGACUAUUUUUCAUGUCAAAGUGAACAAAAUCUUACCACUAAAACACAACCACCUCCCAAACCACCUCGCUUAUAUCUGGACACUGCCAGCUGCCCCAAUAUAAUAGACCACAGAGAAUCUUCCUCUACAGAUAUAUCCUUUUUAAGCCCUUCCUGCCAUUUUCAUAAGGCUACUCAAACACAGCCUCAUCUAUUAUACAAAACCGAAACCAUGAACUCUGAAACUCUCUCCAGGAACAGCAAGCCACCUUUUGAUCCAUCAGACCCCUUCCUUUCCUUCACACUCGAUUUGGGACCCUCACUCCUGGAUGAUGUUUUACAAACACUCAGAAAACAGAAUUUACUAUUAAAUUAGCUGGAAUUCUCACUAAAACCAAGAAAUUAAUCAUACUGAUUCUUUCGAUUCAUGGACUAAGUUAUUUUUGGUUCUUUUUAAAAUGAAUUUGUUCCCACAGAAGGUUAUUCCGUCUCUUAGAAGUUGCUAUUAAGUAAAUUAUGUUUUCUAUCUCAUUUUGAUAAGCAGGCAAUAUACUUGCUAUACUUAACCAAUCAGAAAUUCUAGACAAUAUAUGUAUGUGUAAGAGGAUGAUGGUUUUGCAGGAAACUCUGUAUCUUAUGGAAUGUAUGGAUUUGUUUGGGUAAAAUAAUCUUAAAUAUCUCAGAGCUCAACUGUUAUAUAUAAGGUUUUGACAGAACACAGAGGGCAAGAGUCCUGAUCUACCAAUAAUGAAAUGGGAACUCUAAAUAUGAAGUUUAUCUUCUUUUAUGCCAGUACAGAAUUUUCCUGAUUUCUUCCUUCAAUUUGGGGGAACGGAUUAGGGGAAUUAAUAACUGCAUUUACAUCAUACUAUGAAUAUAAAAUGUGAAUGUAUAUGCUACUCUUUAUUAAAUCAAUUUACUUUAUUUCCUUUGAACAUUUUUAAAUUUCCAGUGACCAAUAUUCAUCUAAUAGAUACUGUAUUUUUUGGAGUAUAAAACGCACCUUAGUUUUUGGGGAGGAAAAUAAGAAAAAAAAUUCUGCCUCUGCCUACCAGCAUCCAUUGGUAUUCAUCAGGCUGGUGUCCUUAGCAAACAGCCUGGUCAGCUUCAGCACAUUAGCCUGAUUCAGCAUGAGCAGUUGAUUGGCGGGUUGAUCAGCUUCCUGGAAUACCCCCAAACAGCUGUUCCCAGAGAUGAAUUUUAGCAAUAAGCUCAUUGGUUCUGAGCGUGCAUGUGUUGGGGCAGAUACGCAGCUUCAAAAAUGCAGCUGAUCGUCACAGGGCGCUCCAGUGAGCGCAGCAGGCGAAGCAUGGAACCGGUCCAACAAGGCAGCAGCUGUUCCGCGUUGCCAUUUUGGCCUCUGUGCCUUGCUUUUUUGCCCUCAAAAGCUCCGUUUGAGAGGCUGCAUUUGUAACCUGCGUUUGAGAGGCUGUGGCUACAAACCCAGGCUCUCAAACGGAGCUUUUGGAGGCUGCAAACGCAGGCUCUCAAACGGAGCUUUUGGAGACUGCAAACGCAGGCUUUCAAAUGGAGCUUUUGGAGGCUGCAAACGCAGGCUCUCAAAUGGAGCUUUUGGAGGCUGCAAACGCAGGCUCUCAAACGGAGCUUUUGGAGCGCGUGGAGUCUGAAGGGUGGAAGCGGGAUGGUGGGCAGGGCUACAUUUGGUGUAUAAGACGCACCCAAAUUUUCACCCUCUUUGGGGUGGGGGGGGAAGUGUGUCUUAUACUCCGAAAAAUAUGGUAAAUGGGGGAAGUAUUAGUAUUACCCUUUCUAGCCUGGCAUCUUCAAAAGUAUUUGGGUGCAGCUUCUACUAGUUCCAUCCAAUUUGAUAAUUACUGUGAUGAAACACAUAUACAAGAUGUAAAAUUUGGAAAAAAAGGCUACCCUACUAUAUCAACUACUGUAUCUACUACUAGCAAGCAUUUGCAGACAUCAUUGUGAUUUAUAGUAACAUCAAUUAAAGAAGCAAAAAGCUGGAAUGAGGAAACCAUAGUUUCAGAAGAGAGCAGUAAGGGACUUCAUCCAAAUUGGAUCAGAAUCCCACAGCAGUUUUGUUGCCAAAUUAAAGCAGCUGCAUUAGGCAGAUGCAAACAUGACUAAUGUUAUUAAUACUUCUACUUAAUUCUGAACUCUACCUAUUGCUUAAAGCUGAAUUGUGACAUGAAUUCUUGAUAUAAGAAGGGCUUCCAUUGUUGUUUCAACUUCAAGGUGAUAUGAGUACGUCAGUGCCAAAAUGAGCUCUUGUUUACUUCCUCAGGCUGAGACCAAAUAUAGCUAGACUUUGCAAUUAACUCAUUUUUCUAACACACAGACACAAACAAAAAUCAAUAGCAUUAUGUAGUUCAAGGGGAUUGCCAAAAAACAGGUUCAAACCACAAGAUGUUUCCUCCUAGGUGUAUGAGAAUAACAACAUUUGUACAAUAUAGGCCUAUAAUUGCCAUCAAAUGUAUAAAUCAACCCCAUGGGUGACAAGAAAAGGGGAGAUAACGUGUUUCCCCGAAAAUAAGACAGUCCAGAUAAUAAGCCCAAUCGGGCUUUUCUGCGCAUGCGAUAAUAUAAGCCACCCCUGCAAAAUAAGUCCCCCCUCCACAGUUACUUACAUGCAUGUGCAGCCAUUCCCACAAUUUCCUCUGGUUGCUUGCCAUGCAACCAAAAUGAGUUGAGGCAACGAGGCCAGAGGCGGAGGGAAGGGGGAUCAUGCCCUCCCCUCUCUGUUUUUCACAUCAGCCGAGCGGCCCGAAACAUCCCAUCCCACUCCAAUGGCAACAGCUUCCCUUCUCCGCUGUCUCUUUAUUGAGAGGGGUGGCAGGUGCAGCGGGGGAGAAGCAAGGUAUGUGGAGCGAGACGUGGCUCC